UUUGCAUCACGUCAACGAUAAUCAAAUAAUUAGAUGAUAAUGCGUUUAACAUGACAGUUUUUCCAUGUAUAUUUAGAAGUUUAUUUUAAAAAAAAUUUCUAUAUUACUUUCGGGGUCUACUUAUUAUUUCCUUUUCUGUUCGUAAACAAAGAUGGGUGUGAAAAGUUUAUCGACAUUCAUGGAUGCUAAUCCGCACCUCACAAUGCCCUACAAACUUCAUGAUUGUACAAUUGUUAUUGAUGGAAAUAAUUUACUCCAUUUUCUGUACUCUUUUAACAAAAUUAGUUAUGUCUUUGGUGGAGACUACAUCACAUACACCUCUAAAGUUGGAGCUUACUUUUCAUCAUUUAAAAAGUGCAAUAUUAAGCCCAUCGUAGUUCUUGAUGGUGGUAAAGAUGAUUCAGAUCGUUAUUUACCAACUCAGAUUGAAAGAUGGAGGCAACGGGUUUCCCGAGUGAAAAUCGCAUCGGAAACUGGCAAAAUUGAAGAGCCAUUUCUCCCUAUAAAUGCCAAAAGUGUUUUUAAAAACACCCUCUUCAAACUUGGUAUUACAUUUGUACAGUGCGAAUUUGAAAGCGAUGGUCACAUGGCUUCACUUGCGAAUCAUUUCAACUGUCCAGUUCUUAGCGAAGAUAGUGAUUUCUAUAUAUUUGAUGUAAAAAAUGGCUACAUAAGAACGUCAAGCCUAGACAGUUGCAGUGUACUGACAUCUGAGGAUAAUAAAACCAAAUACUUAAGUUGCAAGAUUUAUCAUAUUAAUAAAUUCCUUUCAUUUUAUCCAUCCAUUAACAAAAGCAAUUUACAGUUACUAGCUUGCUUGGCUGGUAAUGACUUUAUAAAAUAUGAAGAUUUAAGACCCAUAGCAUGGUACUUUUAUCCCCAACCAGGGCAGAAAAUUGAACAAAUUCUAAAUUACUUAGGCACUCGCGAAUAUGUUGAAGUUCUUGGAGACAUAUUAAGUUUAAUUAAUAAAGAAAAACAAGAAGCGUUUAAAAGAUUGUUGGAUUAUUCUGUUAACUCUUACAAAAUCAAAGUUUCCAAGUUAUCUUACUUAUUUGACAACAAUAACAUGCUGUCGGAUACCAAACUACUUCCAACAUCGCAAUUAGUGGCUCCUUGUGGAACGCCUUUUCCUAAAGAAUAUGUGCGUAAACACAGCCAGGGGCGUUUGCCCCCUCUUUUUCUAAACGUUAUCAACUUACAUCGAUCAUUCAUGCGUACUCAAGUAGGUGAUUUUGUUGACAGAAGUAGCUAUAACUGCAGUUGCUUUGUCCGUCAAGUUAUUUAUGGUAUACUUUUUCAUCACGAAACUGCAAGUACAAACAUGAAAGAUCAUAAAUCACUAUGUUUACUUGAUGUCGAUGAAUAUGAUGUAGAUAAAGGAUUUGAAAUAUUCUUCAAAACUAAACCUAUGUUAGCUCUUCCAAGUGGAAAACCUGUUCCACAUUUACAUCAAAUUAAGCAUAUGGAUAAAACAGCGCGACUGGAGUUCUUAGCAGAAGUUAUUGGAAUUAAAACAUUCUAUCUGAAACAUUUUCCAGAGAAAUUACAGCUUUUGUUUGCUAUCAUAUGUUAUUGGCUGCGAAACUGUUCACCUAAGCCUACUAAAGAAUUCUUUUUAGCCUUGUUGUUAUGCAUCACUCAUUUUUAUGUGUUGCAUGAAUCAGUUUUAACAUAUCCUAUUUUACAAGACAAAAUCGAUGCUGAUCUUUCAAAGAUGUAUUAUUCUCUUAGAAAUAUCACAUCGAAUUCGGCGAAGAAACAAGCCGAAUUUGCACAAACAUUUCCACGCGACACAAAGAUAAGUUUGCAACAUCAUUUCGAUGUGUAUGUGAUUCACAGCUACAACCAACUUCAAACUUGCUUCAAGUACUUGAUGUCAUUAAAUCAACUCUUAGAAUCACCUUUGAAAUCUAUUAACUCUGAGAGCAUCUUUGAAGGCUCAAUGUUAUGUAGUUUAGCAAAAGAAAUUGAAUCUAAUCCUGAAAGCGACAUUUUUAUAGAAUUGUUCCUAGGAAAAGAAACGGCAAGUCAAAACGUAUUCAAUAUAAUGCUGAAAAAAGUUUUUCAAAACAUUCCACCAGGUUUUCCUUGGAGGGAAACUCCUAAUUGGAAUUCAGAAAAAUCAAAAUUUUUCCGUAAACUUGGAUUUUAAAAUUAUUAUUAUUAUUCAUUGCUAACGAACACGAAUGUACAUUUGUUUUUAAAAAGAAGGUGAAAUUUGAAAACUAACUAUUUGAAGAACUCAAACUAACUCUCUUAUAUAAUUUUAUCAAAUACUGUUUAGAUUGUUAUAAAUUUUAUUGUUGAACCAUACUAACUUUCAAAUUUGCUGUCAUCUUAAUGUACCCCUUACUUGAUAUCUUAUUUUAAAUUGCUUACACGAUAUAAUGUUUGAAAUUUAAUGGGGACAAGAUUAAAUUCAGCACCUUAUUAUGGUUGCAGCAAAUUUUCACCGCAUUAUGGUACAAAGUUAUGGUUCAACGUUGAACCGAUUUUAUGAGAGUGUGGAAUUAAUUUCUGUUGCUUUACUGACAUUCUUCAAAUAUUUUUAUGGCUCUGGAACAAUUGUUUUAAACCUUGAAAGUGACAAAUAAUUUUACAUUUAAUAAAAUAUUUAUAAAAAAUUUAUAUGUAAGUCAGUAUCAAUGGAAAUAAAUUGAGAAAAAAUCCUUUUUAAAAGAAAUGUUCAAGGUGAAUGCUUUUUUUUAUAUUCAAACGCAUAACUUUCGGUGAAAAGUAUUUUCCAUCAUUAUUUUAUUUAAUAAUUGAUGUUGAGCUACCUAUCCAUUUUUGAGCUUAUUACCCUCACUGUUCAUCUCCGUAGACUUGUAACCUUUAACCCAAUGUAGAGAAUCCUGAAUCUUGGACUCUUGUGAAGGACUUUUUGAGGAAAACAUAGCCCUAUAUGCGUACAUAAAGAAUAAAAUCAGGAAAAUCUCUUUCGUUUAGUCAGACAGCAAGGUCGUGAUUCUAACCCAUUAAUGAUCCAUCUAACGGAAGCUUAUUUCAACAGUCGGCAUUGUGGCCGGUGCGAAACAGGAGUUGAAUUCGACCCCGAAGGCGAGCACUCUAUCCUCAGAGCCACAGCGGAUCAAAAUUUUCUAUCGGCAGUAAUUUUUCUCAUUGCUAAGUUAAGUGAGUGACAGAUCUAAACAAUUUUACAUUUUUCCAUAUUUUGGAAAAAUUGUAAAACGCUUAUAUCUAACAAGAGAUCCGGUCGGAAUUUGUUUCUUCCGAAUAGGAAUGAUCGUAAAAUGUUCGGAAUUCUUCUAAAGAUCAAAUAAAUUUUUUUGUUUUAACAAAAACAGUUUUAACAAAAUGUUAAACAUUCUGCGAAAAUUGGGAAGAAAGUGAGACUAAAUGUGAGAAAUAUUCAGAAAUACAAAAAUUAUUACAACGGGCAAGCUUUAAUGAGACGUAUAAGUGGUGACGAAUUCAAUUUUAGUAAAGCAAUUCCUUUCUUCACAUGGUAUGCGACGAAGACCAUGCGGGCACAAAGACGAUGAAUGUAUAAGAUACGAAGCAGACAGAGAAGAGGUUGAUAGCUCAUUAAUGUUUCACAAUAAGCCUAUUCAUUUGUAAAUUGAGAGUAGCUUAUUUUCAUCGUUAAGCACAGGAACAUUUUAGUUAAAUUUUUUAUACUUUUUUUUGUAAUAUAUUUUUGUUUUUGUGUACCUGGAAACUUCGCGAUGCAUAAUUAGAUUCUUUAUAUUCUAAAUGGCUUCAUGCCUGUCUUUGUGUUAAGUAAGAAAUGUAUAGAGAAAGAAUUGAAAUCUUUGUGGAAGAAUUUUGUGAAAAAAUAUGGAUUGUGUCACUUAAGAGAAUUUAUAUUUGACGGGCUUGGCUUGCGCGAAAUAGAAUGGGCAGAACAGUUGCUAAUGUUAAUAAAUGCCAUAUUUCAGCAACCAAUCAGGAUCGAGUUACCCACACUACGUCACUUCCAGGUAUCCCAUUGUGUAAAAAAGAAAAAUACUAUUCCGACUUACUUGUUACGCGUAAGAAAAUGUUUUUUACUUAGUAUCAAGUAAAGUUUCCAAAGUUCUGAAUAGAAUGAGAACAAAUCCAAACCAAUAGGAUAAAAUAGUUUUUUUUUUAAAUUAUAAGGUUUUAUUCGAAAACUUUUUUUUAUCAAAACCUAUUCAACAAACAGUAAAGAUAGUUCAAAAAUUGUGAAAACUCAAAUAUUUAAAAAAAGAAAGAACAAUUACUCUUUGCGAAGAAAAUUACUAUUGAGGUUGUCGUGUGCUAAAUCAGGAUAUAAUAUAAUAUACUAUAUAUAAUAUAAUAUAGUAUAUAAUUUACUAUAAUUUAAUAUGCUAUAUGUAAUAAAAGGGAUAUAAGAUACUAUUGUAAGGUUCACUUUAUGAAUACAUUGCAUUGCAGAAACAUGUAACAUUAGUGCAAGACAUGUAAUUACAACAGAAUAUUUUGAA
This is a messenger RNA of Parasteatoda tepidariorum (common house spider), 4436 nucleotides long. Its product is annotated as single-strand DNA endonuclease ASTE1. The record is from RefSeq and is a predicted model, not a curated record. Gene Ontology annotation, molecular function: nuclease activity. NCBI's taxonomy places the organism in Eukaryota, Metazoa, Arthropoda, Arachnida, Araneae, Theridiidae.